AUGCAUCCGACCGAAAUCGAGAAGUAUGACCACCCUCUGCCUGUGUGGCAGCCCUUAUGGGAUGAAGCAGCUGAGCGGUUUCUGGCUCGUACUGGUAAAGGCCUGAACCGAAACCAUCCAAUGAUACUGGACGACGUGCGAAAACAGAUAGAAUCGCGAACAGAGUCGGCCACAGACGUUGACAUCGCAAAUACACUGAAACACAAGAAGGAAAUAGGUCUGAAUAUCCUUGAAUGUCUGAAACUCCUUGGCGGUAUAGCUGCACAAGGCGCCAGCUUGGAUGAUAUUACUACAGUACAAAACUUCUUAUGGACCUUGUUCCAGAAGUCAGUGGUUGAGAAGUUCGAGUUUGAGCCACUGGCUGGACAGAUUAACCGGACCAAGGGCGAAAUAAGGGUAAACGAGUACGACGCACACUUAGCCAUAGUGAUGCAAGCCCUGAACUUCUUGAUAAAGAAACCAGAUGCUAGAACUGAAAGACUGGGGAGGUAUCAGGUUUGGAAUCUUCCAGUCCAUUUGAAGGAAUUGAAAAACCCUGAGCCUGAUCACAAGGUCGACAAUGCAGCAAAGAAAGACAUAGGUAACAUACUUUUCGAUAUCCUCGGCCAAGGCACCAUCAUUAGGAGGCAUUGGGAACGUUUCGUUGACGUGCCUUUGUUCUGCAACGCAAUGCAGAUUUCAACAAUUUUGGCAUGGCUGCAGGAUCCUGAUGUUACUGGCCAUUUCGGGAUAUACCAAAUGAAUUGGUUGGACAAGGUAGUUUCAGAAGGAGAAUCAGAUGUGUGUGAUGAUUCUAUCGUGAUCUUGAGUACAGAUGAAGAGUCUGUAGCCCUUGACAAAGUUACAAACGAGCAGUCUUUAUGGUACGAGAGAGUUGGGGAGACGGCUAGAAAAGUCGAUGAGUUCGACCAUGCGAUUGCGAUGUUCCUGAAGGCGACCAAGAUGCCUGGAGCAUCAUGGACGUGUCACAGAGGUCUCGCCCGCUCUUACCAUCAAGCCGGAAAUAUGAAUGACGCCUGUGAAUCCAUGAAGAAGGCGUUAGAGAUUCUCACUGGCUUGAAGGAUCCUAACCCUAAUGAUAUCUGGGUAACCAAUAUGGAUCUUGGAAAAUGGUACUUUGAACUCAAGGAGCCUGACUUGGCAACCCCAGCUGACGACGAAGCAUACUACCGGAUACUGGAAGCCAACCUUACAUCAAAAUCUCAAGACCGUGCACUGAGUCUUAUUGAAUCCAUGAGCCAUGACACGUCAGCAAAGGGCGGUAUAAGUCGCCUGGGCUCUGCACUUCUACUCAUGGCAACAGACGACGAGACUUACGACAGGCAUUUCACCAGUAUUCUCUCGUUGACUGCUUCCCGUGAUGGGAUGUUAGGGAUAGUUCUGAACGCCAUGGAGGAAGCCAUUCAGCUCGCAGCUGACAACGAUCUGCUUUUCGAAAGAAGCGCCCUUCGGCUCUACAAAGGUCUCGCACUCUACUACUACGGCGAUGAAGCUGAUUAG
Messenger RNA from Fusarium redolens, 1500 nucleotides. RefSeq lists its product as uncharacterized. Bases 1 to 1500 code for a protein of 499 amino acids. Lineage: Eukaryota; Fungi; Ascomycota; Sordariomycetes; Hypocreales; Nectriaceae. Gene Ontology annotation, molecular function: protein binding. The transcript has 6 exons. The record is from RefSeq and is a predicted model, not a curated record.